AGAUCGUUCAGUAUCUCAACAGUGCUCACAUCUACCAUCACGACAAUUACGACAUAAUGAUAAUAACAAUAGAGAUCGCUCACAAUCUCCACGAUGUUCUAGUCCAGAAACACGAAGAAGAUCACGUGAACGACGAUCAUUCAAUAAUCAAG
Messenger RNA from Ambispora leptoticha, 152 nucleotides. NCBI's taxonomy places the organism in Eukaryota, Fungi, Glomeromycota, Glomeromycetes, Archaeosporales, Ambisporaceae. The record is from the annotation of a GenBank genome assembly.